AUGUCAGAAUCCCUUAGUGAUCAAUCAUCAGAAGUAGAUCCUUUAUCCUUAGAUGAUGUCACAGACGAACAUUACGAUGUCGAAGAAUAUUCUUGUGAAAAAUGCGACUUCAGCACAUCCUCUCUCAAUUCUUAUGAAAAUCACAUCGCCGACUGCAAAGACCUAGACCCAGACCAACUAGAAGACCCCUCCGAUAAAAAUUUUGAAUGCCCCAUGUGCAACCAAAAGUUCGCUUUCCUAGCUUAUCUAUCCCGACACAUGAACAAACAUCAUGUAACAGACAAAGCCUUUCAUUGCGAUGUUUGCAAAAAAGACUUUUCAGGGAAAAGAAGUCUCGCUAUGCAUAUGAGGGUUCAUAAAGAGAAAGAAGUUCACCAGUGUCAAUAUUGUUCCACGACAUUAAAAAGUGAAUUGGAGUUUGCAAAGCAUAUGAUUUCGCAUAAAGGUGAAAAUCCUUUUGAGUGUGAGGUGUGUCAUAAGAGGUUUGCUUUGCCGAAUACGUUGUUGGUGCAUACUCGGACUCAUACAGGGGAGAAGCCUUAUAAAUGCAGUAGUUGUGAUAGAUGUUUUUCGACGUCCAGCUAUUUAACGGUUCAUAUGAGGAGCCACACCGGAGAGCGCCCAUUCAAAUGCAUUCUCUGUGAAAAAUCAUUCACCCAAUCGACAAGUUUGAAAAUACAUUUUGAAACUCACAAACAACAAGACGACAAAGAACUUUUAAAACGUUUUUCAUGUGAGUAUUGCGAAAAGAAGUUCAAAACGAAGCAUGUACUUCAAAAACAUACGAGGCUGCAUACAGGUGAAAGGCCUUACAAAUGUGAGCUAUGCGAUAAGACUUUUGUACAAGCCAUUAAUAAACAGAGACAUUUAUUACAACAUAGUAAAAAGAAAGAAAGUAAAGGGGCUCCGAAGAAGAGUAAAAAGGUUGCGAAGGAUGUGGAGGGUGGUCAGCAUUUUUUAGUGAGUUGA
Ctenocephalides felis (cat flea) is the source of this 969-nucleotide messenger RNA. RefSeq names its product zinc finger protein 525-like. The record is from RefSeq and is a predicted model, not a curated record. The transcript has 2 exons. NCBI's taxonomy places the organism in Eukaryota, Metazoa, Arthropoda, Insecta, Siphonaptera, Pulicidae. Bases 1 to 969 code for a protein of 322 amino acids. Gene Ontology annotation, biological process: regulation of transcription by RNA polymerase II. Gene Ontology annotation, molecular function: RNA polymerase II cis-regulatory region sequence-specific DNA binding; DNA-binding transcription factor activity, RNA polymerase II-specific.